Molecule: messenger RNA, 1488 nt
Organism: Fusarium tjaetaba
Lineage: Eukaryota; Fungi; Ascomycota; Sordariomycetes; Hypocreales; Nectriaceae
Product: Tol
Exons: 4
Coding region: 1-1488 (495 amino acids)
Source: RefSeq, a predicted model, not a curated record
AUGUCUAAAUACAAGUACCUCGCUCACGUCCGGGAUACAGCCACAGACAGGAUAGCAGUCGCUUGCAACAUAGAGGAAAACGAUAACGACCAGACAUUCCUCAGUGUCAUCAUUUCUCCCCGCACGUCUUCUAUUGGAGCCGGUGUUCCCAUCACGAUUAUUGUCAACCUCAUGUCUCUGACAAUGAACCCCAGGCUCACCCUGCCGCUUCCUCCGUCCCAGCGGGUGGCGGUACUAAGCCUGCACAGCUGGACCUACAACUUUCUACCGUCUAGAAACUUGACUGGCUUAUUCGAUGUCUUGGUAAAUCUGGGCAGCAAGCUCACGGUACUGCAGCCAGGUGCAUUGCCGGAGGAAAAGACGCCAACACCCCGAGAACAGGAGUCGGACCCUGAGGACGAGAGAAUCCAAACCCCGAAUGCACGCCGGGAGACAGACGGCUAUACCAUCAUCCGGCGUCGUACAGUGACGGCUUCUAUCGCCCGAGGACCCUUCACCCCGACUCUCGUGCCCCAUCAACUCCGUGAGGGCUUGGCCCAGAGCAACUUCAGCACCGAUCUCCAAACCCUGGAUCCUCGCAAAAUCCUGGCAAUGGGCGAAACUACUUUCUCCGCUGCCCUCGCUCGUCUUCACAACUCCAUCCACGGCCAAGCUCUUACAGCGGCAAAAAGGGGAGUCUACUCUGGACUAGGCGGGUUCCAGUCGCGAGCUGAGGCGGCAGCAGGGAUAUUGAAUCUCAUCCAGGGCUUCAGCCGAUCCAGCGAAUCGCAUCACAUUCUCAGCACACCGUCAAAGCGCUCUGCCUUCCCGCCGCCUCUUCCGUGUAAGAGUAAGCCUGUGCAAGUUCCUCGGUGCGUUGCUCUCUCCCGCUCAAGGCCUCCUUGUCCGCGGCUCCAAGCCCAGCUAGUUACCCAGCAUGCCGAAAGCCUCCAGAAGAUAAGAGCAAGUGAACGUGCUCGCAAACCGGCACCGCCGAAACAAAUCAUCAUCGCUGACGAGCGCUAUUUCGAGUUCAACAUCUACCCAUAUCGCCAGCAUGAGUUCGUCCCCAGCAACACCAAGCUCCCUGUCGACCUGAUCUUCAGCCUGCGCCAGCCCGAUCCGAAGUAUUUCAACACCCCGCUCAUCAAUCUCGUCAUCGUCAUUUCCUUCGGAGCCAUCCAGAAAAAGAAACCCUUGGCAAAGUCGACAGAGCACAUGAUCCCGGACAAAACCAACAAAACCAAAACAGAUGACCCUCCACCACCGUUCACCCCCCUCCUGGGCCCCAAUCCUGACCCGCCCAUGCCCACUAUGCUCUCCAAUAUGCGCUUCAAUAUCAUUAAGCACUUUGGCAUAAAGAAGGAGGGCUUCGAGAACCACCUCAUUCUGGAGGUGAUCCCUCGGGCGGCCGCCGGCGUAGACGUGUCACUGGUGCGUGACGCCAGCUUCCUGAUGGGUGGCGUGGAGAUCGCGUGUAUCACAAGUCUUAUGAGAAGGCGCCAUUGA